AUGGGCGCGCAGCCGUCCUCAUCCCCAAAGGGCAUUGGGGCUCGUGGAAAUGCUGGAGCUAUUCAACAAUGUCAUGAUGCACUGCAGCCAGAGAGGGAGGCCCGACCUGCAAGGAGAUGCCUUCCGCUUGCGUGGUCGGGAGUUUCAGAGACAGAGGAUGAGGAGAACGAAGAUGAUGAGCCACCAUCCCACUCGCGAAAGCAGCCCACCGAGGCAUGGGAAGCACGGCCAUAUUCAAGUCAAUCUACCGCAUCUACUUUUGCCUCAACGGGAAAGCACCAGGAUGCGGCCUCAGGGUACUCCGUCCGGCCUACGAGUUCUACCUCACAGAUGAGUGGCUUUACGCCUUCGACCACACCCGGCUCAAAAAGGUCAACAGCCUCCAGAAGGAGCCGGCUGUCCAGAAGUGGAUCGCUCCCCAGUUCGGCAGGCAGCCCCGAAGCAUUGCGGGAGGCCGCACUUUGCGCGUCAGGAAUCCCACGGCCGAGUUCUCGAGAAAUUGCGCUGAAUGAUGUUAAACUGGAGGAUGCGCGGCAACGCGCCACAAAAUCGUUGGAAGUUUUGCAAGCCAAAUUACGUGCAUCUCGAGCAGACUCUGUGCCUUCGGAGGAGACAAAGAGCACCAAGACAAAGAGCGUGCGGCUCCAGGACCCUGCCUUUGCAGCUCCUGGACCGGCGCGAGGAGGCCAAGCAUGGGCAAGAUACAAAGGAACACCAGCUGCAAGCAGCCAAGAGCUUCUUUUCUCAGCUUCUGGCAGGAGCGCAGGUGAAGCACUGACAGAGGCUCAAAGAACUUCGCGCUUGGAAAGGGCACCUCAGGUUGAGCAAGGUUGGCGAACAAGAGGCGGCAUGCUGAAGCCUCAACCCUCAGUAUUAGGUCAACGGUAUGCAGACGCUGCCGACGGCGUUUAA
Messenger RNA from Durusdinium trenchii, 912 nucleotides. Lineage: Eukaryota; Dinophyceae; Suessiales; Symbiodiniaceae. The record is from the annotation of a GenBank genome assembly.